AGGAAAAAUCAGAAAGAUUGAGAAAAUAUCAGAAAAUCAAAAAAAAAGGGCUCGAGGGUUCCAAUUUUGACUUUCAGAUUCUUCUCCUUUGAUUUUUUUUUCGUUUUCAUAGAUAUAUAUAAAAAAAUAUUUCUGUUGAUGCUUCCGAUUUAAAUCUCUGUUAUAACAUACAAAUGGAGUGAAGUUUGAGUUUGAGUUCUUGUUCGGAUUCAAAAUUGUGCGGCCGAUUCGAGUUUCUGUUCGAGGUUCGUGGUUUGGCUCGCGGUUUCUGCUCGAUUGCGUUGCUGUUCUCAGUCGAUAUUUUGGAGCAAUACGUUGUAUCUGCUGAUUCCUCUACUGUUAUUAAAAAGGAUUUCGACUAAACAGGUAUGGACCCGCUGAUUCGAUCCAAAGUGCUGAUGGUAGUAAAGAUUCCUAGGAAGUUGAUCAAGUGGUGGAAAAUGUUUUCAUCGUUAGAGCAGCAUGAGUUAAUGCAGAAAUUGGGCACCCUAACUUCCCUUCUUGAUAUCACACCCCGCCCAGACUUAGUGGAGGCGAUGCUGACUUAUUGGGAUUCGCAAAAUUUGAUUUUCAGAUUUGGAGAGUGUGAGAUGACUCCUACCUUGGCGGAAAUGUCUGGUCUCACUUGUUUAAGCUAUAUAGGCAAGGACAUGAUACUUCCCCGAGACUACUCUAGGACAAGAUUCGUCAGCGGCCUGGGCCUGAAAGAUAAUAAGCAUUUAAAAUGUCUCGAGCAGUCCUGAAUAUCCUUGGAUUAUUUUUUUGCUAGAUUUGGACAACAGGAUAGUUUUGACGUCUUUUGGGAUAAGUUAUGCACAACCAAGGCAAAGUGGCAAAGACGUCGCCUAGAAGCUUUCAACCUUGCUUUGUUGGGAUUAUUGGUUUUUCCAUUAGAUGAGAGGCACAUUAGCACCCGUCUGCAGUUAGUGGUAAUAGCACUAUUUCAUGAAAAGUAACGCAAAACCGUUACCGUUUUGCCGAUGAUCUUAGCAGAGUUGUACCGAGCCCUGAGUGAGGUUAAGGGAGGUGUCAGUUAUUUUGAGGGAAGUAACCUUUUUCUACAACUAUGGAUGAUGGAGCAUUUGCACACUGCAUCCUUACUUUGUCCCAUCGACCGUGCCUUGAGGGAUCGGGUGGUAUGCAUCGAACGUAGGAUGAAAUCUCUUAAGUUUACGUACCCAGUAGGCAUCACAACUUGGAUUGAGUUCCUUGGUUUGAGGACAAAUGGGAAUAUUUUGUGGGUUUACCUUUGGCUACCUUUGGAUGAUAUCUUGGUAGGGUGCCUCAUGCAGCCUUUCCUGAUGCUAGUAGGACUCAAGUGUGUCAGGUCAUACACUCCCGUUAGGGUAAUGCGACAAUUGGGCAGAAGACAAGAGGUGCCUCCAACUUUGAAUCUUCGGAGGCACAUCAUAAAUUUUAGCAAAAAGGCGGCUGAUGAAAUCAAGUAUGUGCAAUACUGGAACAAUGCAAAGAGGAUGAAGAAAAAUACAUUAGUAGAGGACGUUGGCAGGCCCGAGUGUACUCAAGAGUACUUGAUUUGGUUACAGUCCGUCCCACCAGGGGUCAGCACCCCAUUACCAGCACAACUUAGGGGUCGGGCAGUUCAGACAGAUGAUUUUGAGGAGGCAUCAGACCAAGAUCCCUGGGAUAAGCUUGAGUUGAUAAAGUCUCAGUUAGCGGGAUUGGCAGCAAACGUGAAGCAGCAUGGCCAGUAUUUGUUUAGGGUUAGCCUUUAGGAUGCGGGGGCAUACGCCAGGGCCUUUAUUCCCAGCAUCGAUGUUUCUUUACAAUGUGGCCGUCUCCUACAAUCUGUUGUUGGGCAGCAUGCUGCUAAGGCAGUUCCGUCUUCUCUGCACCAAAUGGUGAAGUUCGAAUGGGACAGGCAGGAAAUAGUUGUGCACGAUGAUGAGGACUUGUCAGCUUGUAAUGACACAAUUGUUCCGUUCAUCGAAGCUGAAGAUGAUAAGGGACCUUGAGUCUAUCAGACUUUUGAAAUAGUGUCUGUUGAGAAAAUUCCUGAAGGAAAAUGCAUUCCAGGUCAUAAGCUAUCCUCCGUAUCUGUCAUGGUUGCGAAUGAAAUGUUGAAGAAUGGUUUUGUGCCAGGCAAGGGUUUGGGCUCAUCUCUACAGGGUAUUGUGCAUCCAGUGCACCCCAGUGGGAGUCCUGGUACAUUUGGUUUGGGAUUCAUGCCCACAGAGAAGGACGUGAAAAGGGUUAAAAAUCUGAAACAGAAGGUAUGGUUGCUCCCCAAGCCUGUCCCACACAUCUUUAAGUCUUUUGUCAAGCCAGGGACCGAAAAACCUCCAACCUCCUCAAUCCCAAAACCUGUGGUCGAUGUUGAUGAAGAGCUGAUUAUGGUUCCAAAGUCUGUUCGAAGAGGUCAAUAUGGUAGAAGUUGGUGAAGGCUCUAGUAAAGCAAAUGUGCAGCUCGUUGGCCCAAACGUGAAGCUUAGCAAUUGGGAAGCUACUCCUCUCCCCACCAGGAAUGAGUUUUGGU
Molecule: messenger RNA, 2497 nt
Organism: Nicotiana tabacum (common tobacco)
Lineage: Eukaryota; Viridiplantae; Streptophyta; Magnoliopsida; Solanales; Solanaceae
Source: RefSeq, a predicted model, not a curated record